This is a messenger RNA of Myotis davidii, 2443 nucleotides long. RefSeq names its product pyridine nucleotide-disulphide oxidoreductase domain 2 (gene PYROXD2). The record is from RefSeq and is a predicted model, not a curated record. The transcript has 16 exons. Gene Ontology annotation, molecular function: oxidoreductase activity. Lineage: Eukaryota; Metazoa; Chordata; Mammalia; Chiroptera; Vespertilionidae. Bases 642 to 2222 code for a protein of 526 amino acids.
GUUGGCGUGGACCUGGGCUCCCAAGCCAAGUUCAGGGCUCCUGACCUGCAGGCGGCCUCUACGGUUUGGGGAAGAAAUUUGUGUGUAAGGUCGGCAAGUCCACCCGAUCCCCAGCUCCCUGACACACGCUGGCUACUCUAGCACACAUGGCAACAGUGGAGUUCGGUUUAUGCCUUUCGAACUGUGCUUCUUGUACUUUGGGAGCGCUGGGGGUGACAAAGACAAAGCCAUGUGCCUACAGCCGUCUGGGCCACUGCUGUGAACCACACUCGGCAAAGUGAGCCAGGACAGCAACCGUCCUCACAGCCCUCACCUGGGCGGCCGCUGAUUCCGCACCAGACAGGGCCUUCCAGCAUCAGCGCACCGGCCACGGUCCCCCCGACAGUCACCCCUCAUUCCCACGUGAGGCAGCUCGGUGAUACGAGGCUCCACGGGAUGGCUUUCUCUGAUGCAUGUGGUCUCCUCGCCCCCCAUUCCAGCACGGAGCCCCUGGCCACGCCAGGUGAAAGGACAUCUUCCAGGCCAGGGCAAGAACCGGGUUUUCUGACUCCCCACAGACCAGGAGUCUCAGGGCAUCAGGCUGGAUGCUGUUCUGACAUCCAGGUCACAACGGGCUGGUGGCUGCAGCCUACCUACAGAGGAUGGGGGUGAGCACGGCCGUCUUUGAGAGACGCCAUGUGAUCGGGGGCGCAGCUGUCACGGAGGAGAUCAUUCCAGGGUUCAAGUUCUCCCGAGCCUCCUACCUCCUCAGCCUGCUGAGACCACAGAUCUACACUGACCUGGAGCUGAAGAAACAUGGGCUGAGAGUUCAUCUGCGAAACCCCCACUCCUUCACCCCCAUGCUGGAAGAAGGCACGGGGAGCAAGGCGCCCAGGUCCCUACUUUUGGGCACAGACAUGGCGGAAAACCAGAGGCAGAUUGCCCAAUUCUCGCAGAAGGACGCCCAGGCUUUUCCCAAAUACGAGGCCUUCAUGAAUCGCUUGGCAUCAGCCAUCGACCCUCUACUGGACGCAGCGCCCGUGGACAUGGAGGCCUUCCGGCGGGGCUCCCUGCUGCAGAGGCUCCGGGCGCUCUCCACCCUCGCACCCCUGCUGCAGGCAGGCCGCAUCCUGGGGGCCCAGCUGCCCCAGUAUUACCAGGUCCUCACAGCUCCCAUUACCAAGGUGCUGGAUCAGUGGUUUGAGUCCGAGCCUCUAAAAGCUACUCUAGCAACGGAUGCUGUGAUUGGAGCCAUGACAAGUCCCCACACUCCAGGGAGUGGGUAUGUGCUGCUGCACCACGUGAUGGGGGGCCUGGAGGGGAUGCAGGGCGCCUGGGGCUACGUCCAGGGAGGCAUGGGUGCCCUCUCGGAAGCCAUCGCAAGCUCAGCCACCGCGCACGGAGCAAGUAUCUUCACUGGGAAGACGGUGGCUCAGGUGCAGGUGAGCAGCGGAGGACGCGUGCGAGGAGUGGUGCUGCAGGACGGCUCCGAGGUGAGGAGCAAAGUGGUGCUGUCCAACGCGGCGCCCCAGACCACCUUCCUGAAGCUGACGCCACAGGAAUGGCUUCCCGAAGAGUUCACACAGAGGAUCUCUCAGCUGGACAUCCGGUCGCCUGUCACCAAGAUCAAUGUGGCUGUCAAUCGGCUGCCUGACUUCCUGGCGGCCCCCAACGCUCCCAGGGGCCAGCCGCUGCCCCAUCACCAGUGCUCCAUCCACCUGAACUGUGAAGACACCCACCUGCUCCACCAGGCCUUUGAGGAUGCCAUGGAUGGCCGGCCCUCCCGCAGGCCUUUGAUUGAGCUCUGCAUCCCUUCCUCCCUGGACCCCACGCUGGCUCCCCCCGGCUGUCACGUCAUCUCCCUCUUCACUCAGUACACUCCCUACACCCUGGCCGGAGGCAAAGUCUGGGAUGAGCAGGAGAGAAACGCUUAUGCCGACAAAGUGUUCAACUGCAUCGAGGCCUACGCCCCCGGCUUUAAGGGAUCCGUGCUGGGCAGGGACAUCCUCACUCCACCCGACUUGGAGAGAAUCUUCGGGCUUCCUGGAGGGAACAUAUUCCACGGCGCCAUGGCCCUGGACCAGCUCUACUUCGCCCGCCCCACGCCCCUGCACGCCGGCCACCGCUGCCCGCUCCCGGGCCUCUACCUCUGCGGAAGUGGGGCCCACCCUGGAGGAGGGGUCAUGGGAGCCGCUGGUCGCAAUGCAGCCCACGUGGUCUUGGAGGACCUCAAGAGUCUGUGACCCUGACCCGGGAAGAACUGCCCUUGAGCUUGGAGGUCCCCACGGGGCCAUCUGUCAGGCUAUGGCUGAGGCAGACCAGUACUCAAGGCUCAGCGACUAUUUUAGAAAAACACCUGCAAGUUACAUUUGGCCCUGGCCAGCCUAGUGCCCAGGGCUCAUGAUGAACGGCUUUUGUUUUAUUAAAAACAGUUAUUUGUACAGUCUGCAUUUUUCUAUAUAUU